Otolemur garnettii (small-eared galago) is the source of this 2658-nucleotide messenger RNA. RefSeq names its product minichromosome maintenance complex component 6 (gene MCM6). The transcript has 17 exons. Gene Ontology annotation, cellular component: MCM complex; nucleus. Bases 92 to 2374 code for a protein of 760 amino acids. Lineage: Eukaryota; Metazoa; Chordata; Mammalia; Primates; Galagidae. Gene Ontology annotation, molecular function: ATP binding; single-stranded 3'-5' DNA helicase activity; single-stranded DNA binding. The record is from RefSeq and is a predicted model, not a curated record. Gene Ontology annotation, biological process: mitotic DNA replication; double-strand break repair via break-induced replication.
CGCAGCGGCGCGCGCAAAACUGCUGCGUCUGGAAAGGAGCGACUUGUGGUGGUCAAGCGUGAGGGAGGUGGUCCUUCAAUUCUGGGUAGUAAUGGACCUCGCGGCGGCCGCGGAGCCGGGUGCCGGCAGCCAGCACCUGGAGGUUCGUGACGAAGUGGCCGAGAAGUGCCAGAAACUGUUCCUGGACUUCCUGGAAGAGUUCCAGAGCAGUGAUGGAGAAAUUAAGUACUUGCAGUUAGCAGAGGAGCUAAUUCGUCCUGAAAGAAACACUUUGGUUGUGAGUUUUAUGGACCUGGAACAAUUUAACCAGCAACUUUCCACCACCAUUCAAGAAGAGUUCUAUAGAGUUUACCCUUACUUGUGCCGAGCCUUGAAAACCUUCGUCAAAGAUCGUAAAGAGAUACCUCUUGCCAAGGAUUUUUAUGUCGCAUUCCAAGAUCUGCCUACCAGACAUAAUUACAAGAAUUGUGAAAAGAGAUCUCUCCUCAUAUUUGGCAAUUUGUCUUUGGUACAGGUUCGUAUUCAAGAGACUCAAGCUGAGCUUCCUCGAGGAAGUAUUCCCCGCAGUUUGGAAGUAAUCUUGAGGGCAGAAGCCGUGGAGUCGGCUCAAGCUGGUGACAAGUGUGAUUUUACCGGGACGUUGAUUGUUGUGCCUGAUGUCUCCAAGCUUAGCAUACCAGGAGCACGUGCAGAAACUAAUUCCCGUGUCAGUGGUGUUGAUGGAUAUGAAACAGAAGGCAUUCGAGGACUCCGGGCUCUUGGUGUUAGAGACCUUUCUUACAGGCUGGUCUUUCUUGCCUCCAGUGUUGCACCAACCAACCCAAGGUUUGGAGGGAAAGAGCUCAGAGAUGAGGAACAGACAGCUGAGAGCAUUAAGAAUCAAAUGACGGUGAAAGAGUGGGAGAAAGUGUUUGAAAUGAGUCAAGAUAAAAAUCUAUACCACAAUCUUUGUACCAGCCUCUUUCCUACUAUACAUGAGGAAGUCUUUGACUCUGAAAAAGCUGAAGUAUUCCGGAAGAAACUUGAGACCACAAAAUCUCUCAGGGAGCUCCAGGAAGCCCAGAAUGAGCAUUUGAGUACCAGACUACCUCCCAAUAUGAUAAAUACUUGCAUAGCAGUUAACUCUAGGCACGUGGAAGAGUUCAGCCCCAGAGCUGUAUACACCAGUGGCAAAGCAUCCAGUGCUGCUGGCUUAACAGCAGCUGUUGUGAGAGAUGAAGAAUCUCAUGAGUUUGUCAUUGAAGCUGGAGCUUUGAUGUUGGCUGAUAAUGGUGUGUGUUGUAUUGAUGAAUUUGAUAAGAUGGACAUUCGGGAUCAAGUUGCUAUUCAUGAAGCCAUGGAACAACAGACUAUAUCCAUCACGAAAGCAGGAGUGAAGGCUACUCUCAAUGCCAGAACAUCCAUUUUGGCAGCUGCAAAUCCAAUCGGUGGACACUAUGACAGAUCAAAAUCAUUGAAACAGAAUAUAAACUUGUCAGCUCCCAUCAUGUCCCGAUUUGAUCUCUUCUUUAUCCUUGUGGAUGAAUGUAAUGAGGUUACAGAUUAUGCUAUUGCCAGGCGCAUAGUAGACUUACAUUCAAGAAUUGAAGAAUCAAUUGAUCGUGUCUAUUCCCUUGAUGAUAUCAGGAGAUAUCUGCUCUUUGCAAGACAGUUUAAACCCAAGAUUUCCAAAGAGUCAGAGGACUUCAUUGUGGAACAGUAUAAACGUCUCCGCCAGAGGGAUGGUUCUGGUGUAACCAAGUCUUCGUGGAGGAUUACAGUGCGACAACUGGAGAGCAUGAUCCGUCUGUCUGAAGCUAUGGCUCGGAUGCACUGCUGUGAUGAGGUUCAACCUAAACAUGUGAAGGAAGCUUUCCGGUUACUGAAUAAAUCAAUCAUCCGUGUGGAAACACCUGAUGUCAAUCUAGAUCAAGAGGAAGAGAUCCAGAUGGAGGUAGAUGAGGGUCCAGGUGGCAUCAUUGGUCAUGAUGACAGUCCUGCACCUGUAAAUGGAAUCAAUGGCUACAGUGAAGAUAUAAAUCAAGAUUCUGCUCCCAGAGCCUCCCUAAGGCUUGGCUUCUCUGAGUAUUGCCGAAUCUCUAACCUUAUUGUACUUCACCUCAGAAAGAUGGAAGAAGAAGAUGAUGAAUCGGCAUUAAAGAGGAGUGAGCUUGUUAACUGGUACUUGAAGGAAAUUGAAUCAGAAAUAGACUCUGAAGAGGAACUUAUAAAUAAGAAGAGAAUCAUAGAGAAAGUCAUUCAUCGACUGACACACUAUGAUCAUGUUCUAAUUGAGCUCACACAAGCUGGAUUGAAAGGCUCGACAGAGGGAAGUGAGAGCUAUGAAGAAGAUCCUUACUUGGUAGUUAACCCUAACUACUUGCUUGAAGAUUGAAUUAAUAAAGCAAAUGACCAGAACUGAGGAACUGUGGCAUACCACCUUCUGACUUAGAGCCUGGAUGGAGCUCUGCUACAGAAAAAUAUGUUUCUGGAUAUGGAUACUUCAGGAGUUGAGAAACAAAGAACUAAGUUGAUGAUCCUUUGUGUCACAUGUCUGUCACACACUUUUAUUCCAAUCCAUGCCUCAGCACUUUCUUUAAUGUGCUUCUUGUCCUGAUAAAAUUGGGGGCCAGUAAUAAGUGAUUUCUGUAACAUAAAGACGUUUGUUUUUAUGUAUAG